Messenger RNA from Bradysia coprophila, 6023 nucleotides. RefSeq names its product anaphase promoting complex subunit 1 (gene shtd). Gene Ontology annotation, biological process: anaphase-promoting complex-dependent catabolic process; protein K11-linked ubiquitination; metaphase/anaphase transition of mitotic cell cycle. Gene Ontology annotation, cellular component: anaphase-promoting complex. Gene Ontology annotation, molecular function: molecular adaptor activity. The record is from RefSeq and is a predicted model, not a curated record. NCBI's taxonomy places the organism in Eukaryota, Metazoa, Arthropoda, Insecta, Diptera, Sciaridae.
UUGGUCAUUAUUUUAGUGCAUGUACAGUAGCACUCGAGAAACUACAAGUGCUACAACUACCAGUACAUCGAGUCAGCCUAUGUCUUAGCCAAAAAUUCCAAUACUUUGGCGCCAUCGAAAUCGAAUCGAAAAGUAGAAUGGAGAGUAGGUGGCGCCCUAGUCGCUUUUUGACAGCGAAUUUCUGUUUUCGGCUUUUUUUCAAAUAGUGUCACUUUAACCAUUUGUAUCGUUUUCAAUUUGCAACUUCUUAAUUUAGGAAGUGAGAAACUUAUUUGAUUCUGGCAAAUCAAAUCAAUCUGGAAGAAUUUAGUGAGGUGAUGAUCGCCUCUGAACCUCUGGAAUUUAUUCCCCGGGGUCGUAAGGCGGUUGAGGAUCACCCAGGACCCUUGGUAUCAAAGAAACAAAUCAAUAUUCCAUCUGAGCAUUUGCUGCUCCAUCGAUUGCAAAAUGUUAACAUAUCGAGCGGUGACAGCAGCAUUGAAGGCUGGGUAAUACGUGAAAUGGUCACAGAAGGUUCAGCUGCACCGAAUUCGACUGAAACGAAUAGUUCGAUUUUCGUAACCGAAAACGAUUUGCACAUCAAUUCCGAAGAGGAACUCUAUUUCAAAGGUCACACGGCCGUUUGGAGCAAAGGCAUUGCUUCGGAGGACGGAGAAGUGUUGCCUAGAAUUUGCUUCACCUGUGAUACGCCAAUCAAACAUGCCUUCUUUUGCCCAACGCAUUUCGUUAAAACAAAAGAUCCGGACAAGCGACCCGAUAAACGAUUCGUGGAUGAGGAGGAGGAUCCGAUUGGUAUUUGCUUGAUUGAUUCCACAUCGCUGCGGGUGUACUUAAGCACUGGCGAAGACUAUUUGGCGAGCCUGGAAUUUCCGGUGUCCAGCACCUGGUCAACGACAUACGGAAUUUUGUUGGAGAAAAAUGCAUCGAUCACAACGGUCGAUCACAUACAUGCGAUACCGAUGCCACGAUUAUUUUCGCUGGCACAUCCGUUGGACGAGAUGUGUCCCGUUUUGAUGAAAUCGAAUUCGGGUGGCAUUACCUACCUGACGGAAAGCGAUUACAAAGUAAUAUUCGUGUGUGCAGACAGUGACUUGGUGCUGAUGUACGACAACAAGGCCGGGAAACAUUUGGUGUCGAAACUGCGCAAAGCGACAAAGCAAGAAACGAAUUCUGUUGCUGCCAACGACACCAUGGUCUCUGGACUGUUCAAUUCGAGUCAUCACAUAGCAGCGAAUGUUUCGUCCGUUAAGCUAGGAGCUAAUCUACGAAUGAACAAUUCCAUAUUGUCAAAGUCAGCAAUCGGUGGAAAUACACCGCGUAGUCCCAUAUCUCAACGAACCCUCGGAAAUCAGAGCGGAAGUCCUCUGUUGCAUACGUCGAGCAAUACACUCAAUCGUUCGUUUGGACAAUCGCCGUUGUUGAAAUUACAAUCAUCGCUGGGCGGACAUUCGUUCUCAGCACAAGAUAUACGAAAAGUUGGCCAGCCACAGCCGUCAGUUCCGGUUAUACCAGAACUGUGUUUGGAACACAUAUGGACAGAGAAUUUGAACAAAAGGGAAUACGUUGAAAUGGCCACUCAUGGAUUCAUUCACGUCGAUUUAAUCGAUCAAACAUACAUGUGUUACAUGCUGUCCCGAACAAAAUACCUUCAACUGAUGCGUUUAGAAAAAUCCAAUACACCCGACACGCCCAUAUUUGGAGUUGCCACAAGUAUACCGGCAAAGGACGCAGUGUGUCUGGAAAAAUUGAAAAUGAUUGCAGUACUGGCACCAUGCGGAACACUUAUGAUGUACUCUGGACCGCAUUUAAUCGGAAAAGUUCACGUCGGCGGUGUUCUGUCGAGCCUGGCAAAUUUACCGUCCAGUACCACGAAUACAUUCGGCAGCGGAUAUCCCAGACGGAGCAGUCUACUUCCAUCCAGUCAGGAAGCUAAAUUUGAAGAUGGACUGCACAUGCUAUCACCGGUGUAUCCGCUGCAACCUCAGUUUCCUUCAAGGGGCGGAUUCUGUUCGGGUCUGAAAGAUGCAGCUGGUAAUCGUUUAACGUUGGUUUAUCCUGGCGGUAAAAUGUAUCGCAUAUCAGUUCCAUUCAUUAGCGAGUGUCCGUUCGUUACAAAAUGCUUGGUCGGUUUGAAGCAAGUGCUCAUGAAAGAUGUAGCUAUCCAGCUUAUGGCUAAAUGGUUCGUCAUGCGUAAUGCUCCCGGUUCAAAGAAUCUAAAUCCCCGUCAAGAGUGGUCCAUAUUCAAGAAUGUGUUGCUAGAAUUGAUGGGUCGACCGACACAACAACCGGAUAACCAACAUAGUAACACAUCGAAACAAUCGACAGCGGAGCCGAAAAAGCGUCGAAAAACGGAAAAUCUGGGAGGGAAUGACAAAGACUGGGAAUAUUUGGCGCAGAUGUUCAGUCAAAACAAAUUCGCUUCCAGCACAGACUCGAGCCAUCUGAACAACGAUCCAAAUGCUCUGUUGUUCCCAUACAUUCCGCUAAUUUUCUUCACGAUGCAUUUGAUCUACGAGGAAAUCAAACUGGACGAAUUAUUGAAAAGUCAUUUGCCGUCACUGGCUGAGUUCUUAUACCAUAUGUCGAUGGACUUACAACUGGAAACGUAUUGUUUGCACUACUUUCUGGAUACUCCCAGUCUAGUCUACAUGAACUCAAACAGUAUUAUCAACGAGGCGAGUGCUAAAAAACUGAAAUACACUCAGUAUCUGCAGUACGACGUGCCCAACAUCUUUCGGUUUGUGUACGACAUCAUCAACAAAAGGUCAACGCAUCGAUAUCCGUGGAUAAGUGUGGUGAACGAUACAUCGAAGAAAGUUGUGCAGUUGGUAAAUGCCAUCGUAAACGAAUGUGGCAUCGACGAGGAACGCAUCGAAACACUCGGCAAAGACUCCGAAAUGCAGAAUCAGCAAUCGAAUCCACCGGUGUCCAGAUCCAAAUGCAUUGUCAACUGUUUCAUUGAUCUGGGUAUGACGCGGCAACGAAUUGAAAAAUUGCCGACAUCGAUACACUUUCUGUUUGCCGAAGCGUUGGAAUUGCAUCGGUUGCAACCACCCAUCGAAAUCGGCGCAAAGGCGUAUGAAUUGUUGCUGCGCGCCGAUCUGCUCGAGCACACAUUGAGAAAAGUCGAAGUGAUUGGCAAAGACUUCAACACAUCAUUCCGAAACACGCAAAAGGAACACUCACUGUCACUGAAGACUGUUCCGUCGCCCAUUCCAAAGUCGGAUUCUUUAAUUGCCGACGAUGGCAUGGAACACAUUUUCACGAAAUUACUUCAACUCCGGUUCCCCGAAGAUCUUCGCAUUAACGAGAUUCGGCGACUGUUGAGCAGCUCAAAGCCUGUCUCCAUCGAUAUUGUACAGGCGUUGGGCGUGUCCGAUCACGAUUUCAUCGAGGAACAGGAAAAACAACUAUUUGCCAUGUGCACACGUACGAUGGCACUGCCAAUGGGACGUGGCAUGUUCACGUUGCGAACGUGCACGCCGACCGCAACCGAAAUUUUAACGAUUCCGAAAUUGUGUUUAUCCGGCAAGGAAUCGGUCAAGGGAGCUACGAUUGAAUUGCAACAAAUUGAAGUGCCACCGAACAUGAACAUGUGGCCAAUGUUUCACAAUGGCGUUGCGGCUGGCCUACAAAUCACACCAAUGGCCAAGGAUAUCGAUUCCACGUGGAUAGUGUACAAUAAACCGAAAACCGCCACUGAUGGCAGUGCAGAACAUGCGGGAUUUUUGUUGGCGCUGGGUUUGAAUGGCCAUUUGAAAACGUUGUCGUUUAUGAGCAUCUAUGAUUAUUCGGUUAAAUGCGACGAAAUGACCAGCGUUGGACUGUUUUUGGGUGUUGCAGCCGCAUACCGAGGAACAAUGGACAUCAAAAUCACAAAACUGUUGAGUGUACACAUUGAGGCCUUACUGCCGCCGACGUCUCUAGAAUUGGAUAUUCAACAGAACAUUCAAGUGGCCUCAAUUAUGGGAAUUGGAAUGCUUUAUCAAGAGACUGCUAAGCGACACAUCGCCGAGAUCCUAUUACAAGAAAUUGGACGUCCACCAGGACCCGAAAUGGAAAAUUGUGUUGAACGAGAGUCGUAUGCCUUAGCUGCUGGAUUAGCCUUAGGUUUAGUCACACUGGGUAAGGGAGAAUCGCCUGCAGGUCUACGUGAUCUUCAUCUCCCUGAUACUCUACAUUAUUACAUGAUUGGUGGGAACAAACGUCCACUUACUGGAGCCCAAAAGGAGAAGUAUAAAUUGCCCUCGUUUCAAGUGCGCGAAGGAGACACUGUAAAUAUAGAUGUAACUGCACCAGGUGCAACGAUAGCCUUAGGUUUAAUGUUUUUCAAAACUGGCAACGAAGCGGUUGCUCACUGGAUGAAACCACCCGACACAAAUUAUCUGCUGAAUCUCGUUCGACCCGAUCUGCUGCUGUUGCGAAUCAUUGCCAAAGGUCUGAUAUUGUGGGACACCAUCGAACCGACAAAAAAAUGGAUAAUUGAUCAAGUGCCGGGUGGUCUGUUUUUCGAUCUAACAAAGGGUCCCAAGGACAUGGCAACAUCGGAUGUUGACCACGAAGCCAAUUGUCAAGCGUGCUGUAAUAUAACAGCAGGAGCAGCCUUUUGCAUUGGUCUUCGUUAUGCUGGCACUGAAGACCCGAUUGCAUUCAAGACAUUGAACAAAAUACUCAAAUUGUUCCUCGGAAUGGAAUCUCAGUUUAUGGGAGAGUUUGCUGGAAAAGCAACCGUUGAAUCUUGUCUGAUGCUGAUCGUACUGUCGAUGUCAUUGGUAUUUGCCGGCACUGGCAAUCUGGCAAUACUACGAGUGUGCCGAAUGCUCCGGUCACGACUCGGACAAUCCAAUACGCAUGUCACAUACGGCUCGCAAAUGGCAAUUCAUAUGGCAAUCGGUUUCCUAUUUCUGGGUGCUGGUCGCUUUACAUUAUCACGUUCACCGCAAGCGAUAGCCGCUUUGGUGUGUGCUCUGUUCCCCAAAUUUCCCACUCACAGCAACGAUAAUCGCUAUCAUUUGCAAGCAUUUCGACAUCUGUACACAUUGGCCGUUGAACCUCGAUUGCUUUUGCCGCGAAACAUCGACACAGGGAAAUUAUGCUUGAGCAACGUCUCAUACAUCGCUUUAAACUCAGACGAGUUGAUUUCGCUACCCAUUGCCCCGUGUAUUCUCCCCGAACUGGUGAAUCUAAAGGCGGUCAUACUGAACGAUUCAAACUAUUGGCCCGUUUGCUUUGAGAAGGGAAAAAACUGGGACCAAUUAGAGUAUGCCCUAGCCAACUGUUUUUGCAUUGACAUCAAACAGAAGGCGGGAUGUUUGUCCCAUUUGGAAGACCCGAAUCGACUGAAAAGUCUGUUGGCUCAAACGUUAACCAGUGAACAGUACAGUUGUUGGAAAAUCAAACCGGAGACGCUGUUGAAAUUUUCCAAUGACGCCAAAGUGCAGCAUUUUACGAAUAAAUUUCUGCAAAUUUCGAACAAGCCAGCGGAUAUGUCGCCGGAAGAAUGGCAACGCAUCCAAAUUUUUACGCUGCAAUUUUACAAUUGCCUCACCAAGGACCGAAUGCACGGACUGCCCAUAUCAAUGGAUCUGUUACGGUGUCUGGAACUGAUCGAAAGACAUGCGGCCUCAAACUACGAUCUGUGGCAACUGAAGAUGGUGUCCUGCAUUCUACGGCAGUGCAACAAAAACAUUUUACUGUCGCCGGAAAUUCUGAAAUCAUUUUCCAGUCGACUGUUCACGGCAAUGGAACGGUUACUGGUGCAACACGCGGCCUGUAUGAAACGUUACCUGUUCUCGUCGAAUACGACAUUUUUGCAGGAGUCGACCGGUGAAAUAGCCGCUAAAAUCGCCACACUAAUCACGUUCUACGAUUUGCCGAUAAACAUUUUGAAUUUGGUCGAUUUAGGGGGUCAGUUGAACUAUUUUCGGAUGUUGGUUGAAUUCAAAAAGCUUGGCCUGGACACGCACACCAUUCAAUGUGUAUUCAAAGUGUUGAAAUUGGAAUAAAAUGAAAUUGAAAUGAAA